Messenger RNA from Trifolium pratense (red clover), 2658 nucleotides. RefSeq lists its product as uncharacterized. Lineage: Eukaryota; Viridiplantae; Streptophyta; Magnoliopsida; Fabales; Fabaceae. Gene Ontology annotation, molecular function: protein binding. The coding region runs from base 133 to 2358 and encodes 741 amino acids. The transcript has 9 exons. The record is from RefSeq and is a predicted model, not a curated record.
CUUGCUUCAUUAUAAACUUUUAAUUUGUUGUUCCAUUUUUGUCUUUCAUUUCAUCAUUAACAUAUAUAUAUAUAAAAUAAAAAUAAAAAACAGAGUGUUCUGUUUCUCUAUCUGCAGAACAGAACCAUUAGAAUGGCAAACAUUGCAGCUAGUGGAAUAGUUCUUGAACCACUAACAAAAGACAACUAUGAUAAUUGGAGUUGUCUGGUGAGAAACUAUCUUUUGGGGCAUGGUCUAUGGGAAGUUGUUAUUUCUGUUGCUGAAAUGGGUGUGGGAUCAAAGGAAGAAAUUGAGAAAUGGAAUAUGAAGAAUGCAAAGGCUUUGCAUAUUAUUCAACUAGCAUGUGGAUCAGAGAAUCUUGCACAUAUUAAAGAUCUUCAUACUGCCAAAGAAGCCUGGAACUAUUUUAGCGCAUCUUACGGCUCAGAAUUGAAAGCAGACUCAGAUAUUGAGCAAGGUGUGGUGGACGAUAGUCUCCAUCACUAUAGAUCCCUCCAUAGGUUUAUUGAGAGUGGUGAGUGGAACGAUGCAAAAGCGUUCAUGAAUAGGGACGAAACAGCCAUGUUUUCCACGUCUUCUUCAGGGAGGACUGUUCUUCAUGUUGCAGUGAUUGCUGGCCAUGACGAAAUUGUGAAGAAAUUGGUGAAGGAAGGGAAAGACAAGUUAGUGAAAAUGAAAGACAAACGUGGUUACACAGCCCUAGCUCUUGUUGCUGAAUUGACAGGAAACACCAAUAUAGCAAAGUGUAUGGUUGAAAAGAAGGGAGGGGAACUCAUCGGACAAGACUUGUUAUCUAUGAAGAACAAUGAUGGUGAAAUUCCUGUUCUUCUCGCGGCCGCUAAGGGGCACAAAGAAAUGACUAGUUAUCUUUUUGCUAGAACUAGGAUGGAAGACAUGGCUAAUAAUAAUUACCACAACGGUGUUUUGCUUCUAACUCGAUGUAUCAAUGCAGAAAUAUUUGGUGUGGCUUUGAGUUUACUCCAACAGUUUCCGCAUUUGCCACUUGCCCACAAAUCCAAAUCCAAAUCCGAUGGUGUGCAACCCUUAUACGCAUUGGCGCGCAUGCCUUCUAUGUUCCUAAGUGGAAGUAGUUAUGGAUUCAUACGGCGAUUCCUUUACAAAAUUUUGAGAUUACCAGAAAAAAAAGUGCAGAACUUGUAUGGGAUAGCUGUGAUUGUAACAAAUGGUUCUCUACAUGAAAAACAAAUCAAAACAUCGUUCAUGGGAAGGAUCUUUGGAUGGAUAUUCAAUAUUUUGAAAAUUUCGCAAGUACAACUCUUUGGUCGAUUAGUUAUACAUGUUUACAUGUCAUUUCAGGAUUUAGUAAUAUCAAAUCUAUCUGGAAUAAGAGAAAUAUAUAAUAAGAAAAUGACACACCGUCUAGUACUCGAAAUAUUAAAUUGCUUGUACCAAAGAAUUCAGAAAUUUAAGGAAUCAGAAUUGAGAGAAGCUUCAGCAUAUGAUGCAAUGUUGCAAGCAGCAAAACAUGGAAAUAUUGAGUUCAUAGAUGCAAUGAGGAAGGCUAACCCUGAUCUCUUAUGGGCUAUUGAUAAAAAUAAAAGAGGCAUAUUUUCGCAUGCAAUUUUGAACCGUCAAAAAGUAGUCUUCCAACUCAUACACGAUGAAACUGUUAAUGGACGAAAGGAGAUUGUUAGAUGUCGUGUAGAUGCAUUUGGUAAUUCUCUGUUGCAUCUAGCAGGAAAAUUAGGACCUUUAUCUGAUCUUCACCGCAGAUCCGGUCCUGCUCUCCAAAUGCAAAGAGAACUUUUAUGGUUUAAGGAGGUGGAGAAACUUGUGCACCCCAAGUGUAAAGAAGCCAAAAACGCAGAAGGCAAAAAGCCUCGUCACAUAUUUACCGAAAACCACAAGGAGCUCGUAAAAGCAGGGGAAAAAUGGGCAAAACACACUGCAGGUUCAUUUACACUUGUGGCUACACUCAUCACAACCAUCAUGUUUGCUGCAGCUUUUACUGUCCCAGGUGGAAACAAUCAAAAUAGUGGAAUUCCCCUCUUCUUGAAAGACAAAAUAUUUAAUGUGUUUAUUAUAGCAGAUGCAAUAUCUCUUUUCACUUCUUCAACUGCAGUCCUUCUCUUCAUUGGAAUUCUCACAGCGCGUUAUGCUGAAAAUGAUUUCCUAAAGUCUUUGCCACUCAAGUUACUUUUCGGCCUCAUUGCGCUUUUCUUCUCUGUGGUGUCCAUGAUGGUUGCUUUUUGUGCUUCACUUGCUAUGCUCUUAAAGGGACAUGAAGGAAUCAUAAUUACAGCAAUGUCAUUUGCCUGUAUUCCAGUUAUUGUUCUUUUACCUUCCCAAUUGCGGCUCUUCAUUGAGAUUUUCAAGUCUAUGGUAUUAUCCAAUUGAAACUUGCUGAUUACUAAUUAAGAUCAUGCAUUCAUCAAGUGAUAAUUAACUAUGUAAAGUACUUUUGUUGGACUUGAAUGUAUGUACUUAUUUGGAACAAGUAUAUUACAGUUGUUGCAUGUAUGCAGUACUUUAGGACGAGUGAAUAAUUUCACCAUCAAAUGGUAGAAAUUAUUCAAGUAUUGUGGCAAAAGGUGUGUGGAAUCGGAUAGAAUUUAUGCAGGAGAUUACAAAUAUUAAUAUCUGUUUUUGCAUUGUUUACUCACAAAUAUUAAGCUUCCUUCCAUGGAAGAAUAAAGG